AUGUCAGACUUCACGCAACUUUUGGAAGCUGCUGCUCGCGCAGACCCACAUGCCGAACAAACCAUCAAAGAAUGGGAGCAAAGAAGCUUUAGCAAAUACUUACAGCGUCUAGCUCAAGAACUUUCAACUGAAGGGAAGCCGACUGGAGCUAGACAACUUGCAGGUCUGCUGAUUAAGAAUUCACUUCAAGCGAAAGACGACGCUCUGCAAAAGGAGAAACAUCAGCGAUGGACAAGUUUGGAAUCAAAUGUGCGAGAUGGCAUAAAACAACCCCUUCUUGUUGCCAUGAGAAGUGGCGAAAAUGGAGUUUCUCACAUUGCCGCAGUUGCUGCUGCAGAGGUAGCUGCGGUAGAACUGCCAUACGAGCAAUGGCCAAACUUUCUUUCAUCGCUAUUGGAAAAUAUUUCGGCCACACAAUUCCCAGAUUCGGUGAAGGUUGCAUCUUUGGAAUGCUUAGGCUACACCUGCGAGCGAGUUUCCUUUCUAUCUGGCCCCGAAAUCAACCAACCAACAACAGACUCGAUACUAAACGCAAUUGUCAACGGAAUUCAAUCGUCCCGGCCGGACAAAGUUAGGCUUGCUGCUGCAACUGCUUUAAAAAAUUCGCUAGUGUUUGCCCACAAAAACAUGGAAAAGAAGGAAGAGCGGGACGCUAUUAUGACAACAAUUUGCGAGGCGACGCGAUGCCAAGAGCCUGGAGUCAGAGCUGUUGCUUAUGAAUGUAUCGUCCAGAUUGCGAUUCUUUACUACGAGAAGCUACAAGACUACAUGACAACUUUGUACGAACUAACAACCCAUACAAUUCGAGAAGAUAUAGAUGAAGUCGCAAAAUCGGCGAUCGAAUUCUGGUCAUCGCUGUGUGAGGUUGAACAAGAUUUGCUCGAUGAAUCAUCUGAGUUGCAGGAACGGGGCUUACCCAUUGCCAGACCUUGCAUGGGCUAUGUUGAGGCAGCUGUUACACAUCUUGCCCCUAUCCUUGCCCAAACGCUAACAAAGCAAGAAGAGGAUUCGGAGGAAGAUACUUUCAACUUGCAUAUGGCAGGUCAUAUAUGUCUCACAUGCAUCAGCCAAACUGUUGAAGACAAAAUCGUACAAGUCAUUAUGCCGUUUGUACAGCAAAACAUUCAAAAUGAAAGCUGGAGACUUCGUGACGCUGCUAUCAUGGCAUUCAUCAGUAUGCUCGACGGACCCAAGGAAGCGACAAUUGGGCCUUACGUUUCGCAGUCGGUCCCCAUGUUGCUCCAGCUCUUGUCCGAUCUGCACGUCAUGGUCAGAGACUCUGCAGCUCACUGCAUCUCGAGAAUAUGCCUCCUACAUAUCCGAUACGUUCCGAAUGAUAUCUUCCCCUCACUUCUUCAAGCUCUGGUUGCAAAGUGCGGUGAAGGUUCGCCAAAAGUUGCAAGCCAAGCGUGUGCGGCACUCUACAACUUAGCGAGUGCGUUUUCGGAAGAGGCUAUUCAACAACAAGAUUCGAAUGCUCUUUCUCCAUAUAUGCAAAAUCUGAUGCAGACUCUCCUCAAUGUGUGUGACCGUCCUGAUGGCGAUGAAUCCAACCUCCGCGUCGCAGCAAUGGAAGCACUCUCCAUUCUAAUUUCCAACUCCGCUUCCGAUGUACAACCGCUCUUGGUGCAGCUUUUACCAGUUUUUGUUCAAAGAUUUGAUUUGACAUUUGCAAUGCAAGAUUUUGAUAGCUCGGAACAGUCGAAGAAGGACCAAAUCCAAGGCCUUUUGUGCGCUGUUGUACAAGCACUAUUCCGCAAGCUGGACAAGCAAACUCUUCUUCCAUUUACAGAUAAGGUAAUGGAACAACUGAUUCGUGUCUUGCAGAACAGAAAUGCAAAUUGUCAUGAAGAGGUGUUUUCUGCCAUUUCUGCGGUGUCUGAUGUUGUAGAAGCUGAUUUUGCAAAGUAUAUUAGUACACUGCAGCCGCUAUUGAUUGCUGGGUUGCGUAACUUCCAGGCCUUCCAAGUAUGCAUUGUCGCCGUGGGUACAGUAGGAGACAUUAGCCGAAACAUUGAAGCACAAAUUCAACCAUAUUGUGAUGAGGUGAUGGAUGCACUGAUUGAUUCGCUGAAAGAUUCGACGAUUCACCGAUCUGUAAAGCCACCCGUUCUCUCAUGUUUUGGAGACAUUGCAAUGGCAAUUGGCGCUGCCUACGAACCAUACUUACAGUUUUCUGUAAUGUUAUUGAUGCAAGCAUCAAGCACAAAGCCUCCUGAGGAUGAUGAAGAUCUCAUUGAGUACUUCAAUUUGCUUCGAGAGAGCAUUCUGGAGGCCUAUGUUGGAAUUGUCCAGGGACUAAGAGACGGAAAUCUUCUGCAUCAAUUCUACCAGUAUAUUCCCAGUGUGCUUCAAUUUUUACAAGAGCUUUCUGUUGAUCCAAACAGAGACGAUUUUGUCCUUAGUAAGGCCGUUGGCUUGGUUGGUGAUUUGGCACAUGCACUGGGUCCUCAAAUAAAGGAUCAAAUCAAUCAACAAUUCAUUGCCAAAUUGCUGAAUGAUGCAAUUGGCUCUGGGGAUAGGGCUUUGGUGGAAACAGCAACUUGGGCGAGCUCUGUGGUGACUCAAGCAGUGCAAGGAUAA
Cylindrotheca closterium is the source of this 2583-nucleotide messenger RNA. The record is from the annotation of a GenBank genome assembly. NCBI's taxonomy places the organism in Eukaryota, Bacillariophyta, Bacillariophyceae, Bacillariales, Bacillariaceae.